Molecule: messenger RNA, 1186 nt
Organism: Puntigrus tetrazona (Sumatra barb)
Lineage: Eukaryota; Metazoa; Chordata; Actinopteri; Cypriniformes; Cyprinidae
Gene: nr0b2a
Product: nuclear receptor subfamily 0, group B, member 2a
Exons: 2
Coding region: 69-836 (255 amino acids)
Biological process (GO): negative regulation of transcription by RNA polymerase II; circadian rhythm
Cellular component (GO): cytoplasm; nucleus
Molecular function (GO): transcription factor binding; transcription corepressor activity
Source: RefSeq, a predicted model, not a curated record
ACAGGUCAAGGUUCGGGAGCUCUUGUUAUAAAUAGGAGCCUCGUGAGUCCCGUGUGUUUGCCGAGAACAUGGACUGCGAAUGCGAUUGUUUAGCGUACGGUAACGGCCAGUCGAGCGCCAUCCUCUUCAACAUCCUCAGCCGAGGCGAGUCGGGUCCGAGCGAGCCGGGCUGCAGGCGGGUUCCUCAGGCGUGCCGCUGCGAGAAGCGCAGGACGGUGUGUCUGAAGACGCCCGGAGAGACGUGUCCGCUGGCGUCGGACGUGCUGGUGAAGACCGUGCACUUCAUGAAGAGCCUGCCGGCGUUCCAGCAGCUGCCGCCCCGAGACCAGCUGUCCCUGCUGAAGAGCUGCUGGGCCCCGCUCUUCAUCCUGGGGCUGGCCCAGGACCGCGUCGGCUUCGAGGUGCGGGACUCUCCGGCGCCCAGCAUGCUGAAGAGGAUCCUGCUCAACGGCCGAGAGGCGCCGGCCCCCGACCCGGGGCCGCCCACGCUGACCGGCGCUCAGACGCUCAGAGCCUGCCUCAAGAAGUUCUGGAGCCUGGAUCUGAGCCCCAAGGAGUACGCUUAUCUGAAAGGAACCGUCAUAUUCAACCCAGAUGUGCCGGGUCUGAAGGCGUCUCUGUUCAUCGAGGGUCUCCAGUAUGAAGCUCAGCAUGCUCUGAAGGAGGUCCUGGUUCCUCUUCAUCCUCAGGACCGAGGGCGCUUCGCUCGGAUCCUCCUCACCGCGUCCUCUCUGAAGACCAUCACUCCGAGCCUCAUCACGGAGCUCUUCUUCCGGCCGGUCAUCGGUCAGGCAGACCUGCUGGACCUGCUGAUCGACAUGCUCUUCUCGAGGUAGCCAUCUGAAGACUUUCCAUUGUUUUCUCCGGCGCUGGAUGAAGACGCUGCUCAAGGGUUACGUUUGAAAUAUCUAACAAGUUACAGACUUUGGCACAUCUUUAUUGUUUACACAGUUUAAUGAAAUUACUGCACCUUUGUAAUGGUAUUUAGGUCACGGGUAUGUGAUUUAUUGAUUGUUUCCCCUUUUUUUUGGAAGCGUCUUUUUGUACGAGACGAUUGUGAAAACUGAUGAAGCUCUAGAAAAGAUCUCCACACCUGUGGGAAGCUCAUGUGCUGUCUCUGUGAGAGAGCUAGAGGAAAACAUUUGUUUGUUCAUAAAUAUACUGUAAUUAAAUCUAUUUUUACAGA